AUUUCAUUUUCUCGCUUGCCAAACAGGGAGAGAGAAAAGAAAAAUAAAUAUAGAUUUUAUUAUUACUCUCUCUUCCUCCACUUGGGGCUCUCUGCUUCAUUUCUAUAUUAAAACAUAACAAUCAUUAUAAAAAAAGGGCGCAGGUUGAUGGUGAUUUGUUAUCAGUUGUUUCACUUCUGCCCUAACUACUCGCUUCUCAAACUCCGCCAUUGAAUUUUUCUCAUAGCUCCACGACUAACUUUGCUUCUCUUGAUCGGUGUUUGAUUAAAUGCCGAUGAGUGUGUGUGUGGAUUGUUUGCUUCAUUGUUUCUAUAGGUACUCUAUUGCAUUGAUUGUCUCGUAAGUAUGGAUUUCGCGGGUAGUAUCCGGCAACCUAAUGUCUUCCACGGCAAUGAAGGCACAGGUCAUAGGUUAUCAAAUCGGUUACAUUCAAGGUUGAGAUAUGGAAGUUUUCGUUGUAAUGUUCUUGAUCCGAGUAUUGUCUUGAAAGAUAGGUUCUCAAAGAAAAGGAAAGGUUUUCCGCAUAGUGGUGGUUUGAAUUCGAGUUUGGUAUUCCGCAGAGUGUGUCAUAGUCAUUUUUCAAGUGCAUAUUCGAGUAACUCAUUGUCUUGUAGCUCUGGUAAUGUUUUUAAGGUGUCUGGGAGAUUUAGAUCACGGUGUCAAGGGAAUGAUUCCCUAGCAUACAUCGAUGAGAAUGAUCGAAGUGUAGAAUUUGUUGAUGGUAGUGCUGGGGGUUCAAGCGUGGGGUCUGAUGAUGGUGGCGAGUUAAGUAGUUUGGGAGACAAAGGAGGAGAACAAAAAGAAGAAGUGGAGGCAGAUGCACGUAGUUUGGAUGAAUUGAGGGAAUUGUUACAGAAGGGAAUGACUGAGUUGGAAGUUGCACGGCUUAAUAGUACAAUGUUUGAGGAAAAGGCUCAAAGAAUUUCCGAAGCUGCAAUAGCAUUGAAGGAUGAGGCAGCAAAUGCUUGGAAUGAUGUCAACUCAACGCUGGACAUGAUUCAAGGGAUUGUUAAUGAGGAGGCUGUUGCCAAAGAAGCUGUUCAAAAUGCAACGAUGGCCGUUUCUUUAGCUGAAGCCAGGCUUAAGGUGGCGGUAGAAUCUAUUGGGGUUGCAAAAGGAGAGGCUGAUUCACCAGCUGGUUCUGGAGAGAGUGAAGUGGAAAAAGAUGUUAAGGAACAGGACGAAGAACUUUUGGUUGCUCAAAAUGAUAUUAGUGAAUGUCAAAUGAAUUUGGCAAGUUGUGAGACAGAGUUGAGGAAUUUACAACGUAAAAAAGAAGACUUGCAGAAGGAAGUGGACCGAUUGAAUGAGAUUGCUGAAAAAUCACAGAUGAAUGCUUUGAAAGCGGAAGAGGAUGUCGCCAAUGUGAUGCUUUUAGCAGAGCAAGCUGUUGCUUUUGAACUUGAGGCUGCUCAACGGGUGAAUGAUGCUGAGAUUGCAUUACAGAAGGCAGAGAAGUCUGUCUCUAGUUCUUUUGUUGAUACACUGGAAACAACCCAAGGACAUGUAUCUGGUGACGAGGCUGUUAUUGAGGAGGAGAAGGUGAGUGGAGGGAGGAGUGCUGAUGAUGAAAAAGAAAGAGAUGUGCCAAUUGAUGUUGAUGCUUUAGACAAUGAGCCAACAAUAGACAGACUAUCUGAUAAAGCCAUCCAAAGCGAUAAAGAGUUAUAUCAAUCUGAUGAUUCUAGUGAACAGGAGAAUGGAAAACUCCAUUUAGAAUUGGCUAAGGAAACUGAAUCAGAAACAGAAAAGUUAAAGAGUGGAGUACAAACCAAAAAGCCAGAAUUGCAGAAGGAUAAAACUAGAGAGAUUUCACCUUCACCUCUUAGCACCCCAAAGGCAUUGUUGAAGAAAUCUUCACGUUUCUUUUCUGCAUCUUUCUUCUCUUUCACUGAAGAUGAGACUGAGUUCACAUCAGCAUCAGUUUUUCAAGGUCUUAUGGAGUCGGCAAGGAAGCAAUUGCCUAAGCUGGUUCUUGGAUUAUUAUUGUUUGGAGCAGGGAUUGUCUUCUACUCGAAUCGAGGAGAAAGGAGCACUCAGAUGCCUCAACAAAUGGAUAUUGUCUCCACAAGUAUUGAAGAAGUUUCCUCAAAUGCCAAGCCUCUAAUUCGUCGUAUACAGAAAGUUCCAAAGAGAAUUAAAAAGCUACUUGCAAUGCUUCCUCAUCAAGAGAUCAAUGAAGAAGAAGCAUCUCUCUUUGAUGUGCUGUGGUUACUGCUUGCUAGUGUUAUAUUUGUGCCCAUGUUUCAGAAGAUUCCUGGAGGCAGUCCUGUCCUUGGAUACUUGGCUGCUGGGAUAUUGAUCGGCCCUUAUGGUCUCUCUAUCAUUCGUCAUGUGCAUGGGACAAAGGCAAUUGCUGAAUUUGGAGUUGUUUUUUUGUUAUUUAAUAUUGGCCUGGAGCUCUCUGUUGAAAGGCUUAGUUCCAUGAAGAAAUAUGUUUUUGGAUUAGGCUCUGCUCAGGUUUUGGCAACAGCAGUGGCUGUUGGCUUGGCCUCUCAUUAUAUAUCUGGGCUGCCUGGUCCUGCUGCCAUAGUAGUUGGGAAUGGGCUUGCUUUGUCUUCCACAGCUGUUGUGUUGCAGGUGUUGCAGGAGCGAGGUGAGAGCACAUCACGCCAUGGGCGAGCUACAUUUUCCGUCUUACUAUUCCAGGAUUUGGCUGUUGUGGUGUUGCUAAUACUCAUACCUCUUAUUUCACCUAAUUCAUCCAAAGGAGGGGUUGGUUUUCAAGCCAUUGCUGAAGCUCUUGGGCUGGCUGCUGUUAAGGCAGCACUUGCCAUUACUGCGAUAAUUGCUGGUGGACGCUUGCUGCUUCGACCAAUUUAUAAACAAAUUGCAGAAAAUCAAAAUGCAGAGAUAUUCUCGGCCAAUACACUUCUUGUUAUUCUGGGGACUAGUCUCCUUACAGCCAGGGCUGGACUUUCCAUGGCCCUAGGAGCAUUUCUGGCAGGUUUGCUCCUUGCGGAAACUGAAUUUUCCUUACAGGUUGAAUCGGAUAUUGCUCCAUAUCGUGGCCUUCUAUUGGGUCUCUUCUUCAUGACGGUUGGAAUGUCUAUUGAUCCAAAGCUUCUUUUCUCAAAUUUUCCAGUCAUUAUGGGGACAUUGGGACUUCUAAUUGGUGGCAAGACUUUGUUGGUUGCUUUGGUUGGUAGACUUUUUGGUAUUUCAAUCAUAUCUGCAAUAAGGGUUGGUCUUCUUCUUGCGCCGGGUGGAGAAUUUGCUUUUGUGGCUUUUGGUGAAGCUGUUAAUCAGGGUAUAAUGUCUCCCCAGCUAUCGUCUUUGUUAUUUCUUGUAGUGGGGCUCUCAAUGGCUCUUACACCAUGGCUAGCUGCUGGUGGUCAGUUGAUUGCCUCACGUUUUGAGCAGCAUGAUGUUCGAAGUCUUUUACCAGUUGAGAGUGAGACAGAUGAUUUGCAGGAUCACAUUAUCAUCUGCGGGUUUGGACGUGUUGGCCAGAUUAUUGCACAACUUCUUUCAGAGCGGUUAAUUCCCUUUGUUGCUCUUGAUGUGAGGAGUGAUAGAGUGGCAGUUGGGCGUGCCCUUGACCUUCCUGUGUAUUUUGGAGAUGCUGGUAGUCGAGAGGUCCUCCACAAAGUUGGUGCUGAAAGAGCUUGUGCUGCUGCAAUAACCCUAGAUACACCUGGUGCAAAUUAUAGAACUGUUUGGGCACUGAGCAAGUAUUUUCCUAACGUGAAGACCUUUGUCCGUGCUCACGAUGUUGAUCAUGGCCUUAAUUUGGAAAAGGCAGGGGCUACAGCGGUUGUCCCGGAGACACUAGAGCCAAGUCUACAGUUGGCAGCUGCUGUUCUUGCACAGGCUAAACUGCCCAUGUCAGAGAUCACGGCAACUAUAAAUGAAUUUAGGUCACGGCACUUGUCUGAGCUAGCAGAGCUAUGCCAAGCCAGUGGAAGUUCUCUUGGUUAUGGGUUUUCUCGUAUGAUGAGUAAACCCAAAGUUCAGCUUUCUGACUCUUCGGAUGAAAACCAAGUCACAGAGGGAACAUUAGCUAUUUGAGACGCGCCUAAAUCCGAUAAACAAAGAGGAAAACCAAGGAGAAAAGGAAACCAAAUAAUAUGAGAAAAUGUAUAGCACAACUGCAUGUUCCAUUGGCAUAAUUGUACAGAAAAUAUACUGAAAGAAGAGUUGAGACCAUGCUCACCAUUAUUCAAAUCUUUUUGUCCUAAAAAAUUUGAGACUUGAAUGAGAAAAUGGUAUAGGUGUUCUCAUUUUUUAUUCUGGGUUCUAGUGGUGUUCUGGAUUCUGGACUCUGGUUAGUCUGAGAAGACACUGGAACCCCAGAAUCUUACUGUUUAAAAGGAUAUUUUAUAGUUUUUUUUCUUUCUCGCA
Messenger RNA from Manihot esculenta (cassava), 4344 nucleotides. RefSeq names its product K(+) efflux antiporter 2, chloroplastic. Gene Ontology annotation, cellular component: membrane; chloroplast. The transcript is spliced from 21 exons. The record is from RefSeq and is a predicted model, not a curated record. Bases 346 to 4011 code for a protein of 1221 amino acids. Gene Ontology annotation, biological process: potassium ion transport; proton transmembrane transport. NCBI's taxonomy places the organism in Eukaryota, Viridiplantae, Streptophyta, Magnoliopsida, Malpighiales, Euphorbiaceae. Gene Ontology annotation, molecular function: potassium:proton antiporter activity.